This is a messenger RNA of Fraxinus pennsylvanica, 1758 nucleotides long. NCBI's taxonomy places the organism in Eukaryota, Viridiplantae, Streptophyta, Magnoliopsida, Lamiales, Oleaceae. The record is from the annotation of a GenBank genome assembly.
AUGGAGAGCUUCUUCUAUCAACUUCUCCUCGUUGGAAUCUUCUUAGUAACAUUCCCAUUCCCAUUGCCUUCUUCUUCUUCUUCUUCUUCUUCUUUUUCUACAGUACCAACAAGACAUUUUCAAUUUAAUGUUGAGUGGAAGAAGGUAACGCGAUUAUGCCACACGAAGCAACUUUUGACAAUAAAUGGUAAGUAUCCCGGGCCGAUGAUUAUUGUUAACGAAGGAGACAAUGUUCAAGUUAAGGUUACUAACCAAGCAGCGAGAAACACUACCAUCCAUUGGCACGGUGUAAGGCAGUUAAGAACAGGAUGGGCAGAUGGACCAGCUUACAUAACCCAAUGCCCAAUCGGAACAGGCAAAACGUAUGUAUACAAUUUUACAGUAACAAAUCAGAGAGGUACACUUCUGUGGCACGCCCAUUAUUCAUGGCAACGUGCAUCCGUUUAUGGGGCUUUCAUCAUUUACCCUCGCAUGCCAUUUCCAUUUUCGGCUCCAGUUCAAGAUCAUAUUCCUAUUAUCUUUGGUGAAUGGUGGAAUGCCGAUGUUGAUGCGGUGGAAAAUGAAAUGAUGCUGUAUGGUGGUGGACCUAAUACUUCGGAUGCUUACACCAUUAAUGGUUUACCAGGGCCAUUAUACCCUUGUUCCAUUAAAGAUACUUUAAUCCAGACUGUUGAGCGUGGCAAAACAUACUUGCUAAGAAUUAUUAAUGCAGCCUUAAAUGAUGAACUUUUCUUUGCUGUGGCAAAUCAUACUUUAACUGUGGUUGAAAUUGAUUCUGUUUACACAAAACCCUUUACAACAUCAGCUAUAAUGAUAGCCCCUGGACAGACAACAAAUGUUUUGCUCACUGCGAACCAAAUCCCUGAUGCUUCCACUGGCAUGUUUGUUAUGGCAGCUAGGCCUUAUCUCACUUCGGUUUUCCCAUUUGAUAAUUCGACCACUAUUGGUUUCUUGAAGUACAAGACGACGCAAUUAGAAAGGGAAAAGCCUCCAUUGCCGCCUUAUAGUUUACCUUCCAAUCUCCCUUCAAUGGAAGAUACAGCAUUUGCUACAAACUUUUCGAACCAGCUCCGUAGCCUUGCAUCGGCUGAUUACCCGUGCAUCGUGCCAAAAGAAGUUGAAAAGCGCAUAAUAACCACUAUAGGCCUGAACUUGCAAGAUUGUCCUGUUAACGAAACCUGUAAAGGCUAUAGAAACAAAAGGUUCUAUGCAUCCAUGAACAAUCAAUCGUUUAUUCGACCGUCAAGGUCAGUACUUGAAUCUCACUAUUGGAAAUUAAACACUGGAUAUGCUUCAGACUUCCCAGAGAAGCCACCACAUGUUUUUAACUACACCGGGGUCGAUCCAGUGGCUGAAAACAUGAACACAGAGUUUAGCACAAGGUUUUUCGAGGUACAUUUUGGGACAAAACUAGAAAUUGUUCUACAAGAUACGAAUUUUCUUAAUCCAGAAAACCAUCCAAUACAUGUACAUGGUCACAAUUUCUUCAUUGUGGGAAGGGGGUUUGGAAACUUUGAUAUUGACAAGGAUCCGGCAGGUUACAAUCUGUUGGAUCCUCCAGAAAGGAAUACAGUGGCUGUACCUGUCGGGGGAUGGGCUGCAAUUAGGAUCAAUGCAGAUAAUCCAGGCGUAUGGUUCAUACACUGCCAUCUUGAGGAGCAUACUUCUUGGGGUCUAGCCAUGGGAUUCAUUGUGAAAAGCGGUCCGGAGUCAUUCCAGUGUUUGCUUCCACCACCUAGUGAUUUUCCCCCCUGCUGA